Messenger RNA from Funneliformis caledonium, 1371 nucleotides. The record is from the annotation of a GenBank genome assembly. NCBI's taxonomy places the organism in Eukaryota, Fungi, Glomeromycota, Glomeromycetes, Glomerales, Glomeraceae.
AUGAGAAUUUCAGAAGUAAAAAGUACAACGCGUGAACAGCGCGUUGCACCUCAUACACAUAUUAAGGGACUUGGUUUAAAUGACGAAGGAAGAGCAUAUCAGCAAGCUGACGGGUUCGUUGGUCAAAAUUCAGCAAGAGAGGCAUGUGGUAUUAUUGUGGACUUGGUAAAAAGUAAAAAAAUGGCCGGCCGCGCUUUACUUUUAGCUGGCGCUCCAGGUACUGGUAAAACCGCGAUAGCCCUCGCCAUAGCUCAAGAGCUUGGUCCUAAAGUUCCAUUUUGUCCAAUGGUUGGUAGUGAAGUAUAUUCUUCAGAAGUUAAGAAAACGGAAGUUUUAAUGGAGAAUUUUCGAAGGGCUAUAGGAUUAAGAAUUAAAGAAACUAAAGAAGUGUAUGAAGGUGAAGUGUUGGAACUUACACCCGAAGAAACAGAAAAUCCAUUGGGUGGUUACGGUAAAACUUUGUCACACGUGACCAUUGGAUUAAAAACAGUUAAAGGAGUAAAAACAUUGAAAUUAGAUCCAAGUAUUUAUGAGAGCAUUCAAAAAGAAAAGGUUACCGUUGGAGACGUUAUUUACAUUGAAGCUAAUACUGGUGCUGUAAAGCGUGUUGGCAGAUCCGACGCUUAUGCUACUGAAUUCGAUUUAGAAGCUGAUGAAUACGUUCCGCUUCCGAAAGGAGAAGUGCAUAAAAAGAAAGAAAUUGUUCAGGAUGUUACAUUGAAUGACUUGGAUAUCGCAAAUGCUCGGCCUCAGGGUGGGCAAGAUAUUAUGUCAAUGAUGGGUCAAUUAUUGAAACCAAAAAAGACUGAAAUCACAGAUAAGUUAAGAAAAGAGAUCAAUAAGGUGGUCAAUAAAUAUAUAGAUCAGGGAAUUGCCGAGCUAGUUCCAGGCGUUCUGUUCAUAGAUGAGGUACACUUGUUAGACAUUGAAUGCUUUACAUAUCUAAAUAAGGCGUUGGAAUCCUCCAUAUCGCCUAUAGUGAUUUUCGCUACAAACCGUGGAAUGUGUCAAGUCAGAGGAACAGAUGAUAUUAUUGCACCUCAUGGCAUCCCAGUUGAUUUGAUUGAUCGAAUUUUGAUCAUUCGAACAUUACCUUACAAUUUGGAUGAUAUCAGAUCAAUUGUUCAAAUUCGUGCAAGAACGGAAGGAUUAGAUUUGUCCGACGAUGCCUUGAACUACAUGGCUGAAUCUGGGGUCAAAACAUCUUUGAGAUAUGUUAUUCAAUUACUCACUCCUGCAAGUAUACUUUCACGAACAAAUGGACGAGAACUUAUCACAUUGGAAGAUCUUAAAGAAGUGGAUGAAUUGUUUUAUGAUGCCAAAUCAUCUGCUAAAAUUCUCGCUGAGUAUCAAGCGCGAUAUGUUUCAUGA